Messenger RNA from Sphaeroforma arctica JP610, 339 nucleotides. RefSeq lists its product as hypothetical. The transcript has a single exon. The annotation marks the transcript as partial. The record is from RefSeq and is a predicted model, not a curated record. Lineage: Eukaryota; Ichthyosporea; Ichthyophonida.
AUGUUGAGUAUCACUCGCACAGCCCUACUGGGUCCCAGCCGUACCCUGGCGCGUACGCGUAUGAUGUCCACAGCUACUACCUCAGCAGGGCAAAUAAGGAGUGUUCGAUACUCGGCACUUGCAGCAACAGCCAUUGCAGGUGCAGGUGCGUUGUAUUAUGCACAAAACCCGGCGGUAAUGCAUGCCAAAGAGCAGGAGAAGCCGAAGGUGGAUAUGAACUAUAAGUACGUUAUUGUGGGUGCAGGUGUGGCUGCUAAGUCCUGCCUCAAGACACUCAAUGAAAUGCAUCCGGAUCCCAUGGGCGAGGAUGAGAAGAAAGCCGGCAGCUACGACGGCAAG